Notodromas monacha is the source of this 2771-nucleotide messenger RNA. NCBI's taxonomy places the organism in Eukaryota, Metazoa, Arthropoda, Ostracoda, Podocopida, Cyprididae. The record is from the annotation of a GenBank genome assembly.
AGAUUCAUCUGAGUGGAAUUCUUGUUCAUUUUCACACCAUGGUGAUCAAAUGACACUCACUUUAAAUGAUAAAUACGUUGCGAUCGCAUUCACGCUGUGUAACUUGGGUGUAUCGUGCGGACCUGCUUUUUUAUCCGUUGAGUUGAAUGUCGCCACGGACGCUUCCAUUAGUGGCGAAUGAGAGCGUUCACCCGCGGAGAUACGCAGUGUAACUUUUCUACGGACGCUCAGUGAACGGCUACAUGAUGUACGCUAAAGGGAAAGGUUCAUCGGUGCCGUCUGACGCUCAAGCUCGAGAAAAGUUGGCCUUGUACGUCUAUGAGUAUCUACUUCAUGCUGGGGCUCAAAAAGCCGCACAGACAUUUCUCGCCGAGAUACGAUGGGAUAAGAAUAUCUCGCUCGGUGAACCUCCGGGAUUUUUACAAACCUGGUGGUGUGUGUUCUGGGAUCUCUAUUGCGCUGCCCCUGAACGGAGAGACACGUGCGAGCAUUCCAGUGAAGCCAAAGCGUUUCAUGAUUACGGCUUCGUGAACUCCGGUUAUGGAGUCAAUGGGAUCGCUCAUAAUACCGGUCCUGCGCCUAGUCCUCUGGGACAAAUGCCUCCUGGUGAUGGAAUGCCACCCGGCGGUCCGAUGCCGCCAAGUGGCUUCUUCCCUGCACCUUUUAUGUCCCCACGAUAUCCCACCGGUCCACGUCCUGGAAUCCGUAUGCCGCAGAUGGGAGAAUUCAAUGGGCCUCCUGGACCUGGUCCGCAGAUGAUGCAAAAUAACAUGGAUCCCAAUCGACCAGGUCCCCCAGGGAUGGGUCCAAUGACGCCGCGAAUGAACGCGCCUCGUCCAGGAAUGGGACCGGGAGGGCCACCGAUGGGUCCUGGAGGACCUCCAGGGCCUUACGGAGGACCUGGAAUGGGUCCUCGACCAGGUCCACCCCCCAACGCAACAAUAGGUGGACCAAACACCGGACCAGGACCUGGUCCAGGUCCUGGUCCCGGACCUGGCAUGCCACCGAUGUCCAUGGCUGGACCCCCACCUGGCCCUCGGCCUCAAUGGGUACCGACUCCCCCGGGUCCUCCAGGAUCAGGCGGUCCGCCCGGCACUCCCAUAAUGCAAAGUCCUCAAGAUUCAUCGAACUCAGGCGGCGACGGGAUGUAUCAAAUGAUGAAACCAGUCCCAAACUCAAACAUGCCUGGGGAUCAGAACGAAUCAGCGGCCAUUUUAAAAAUCAAGGAAACUAUGCAGGAAGAAGCAAAACGGUUCGAGAAGGAAUCCGAGCCGCCUGAUUACUACAUGCAAUAAUGGAACACUUGGAGUUAUUGACGGAAGUGUUGAUUUCGUUUCUUUUCAUAUCAGUUUCCGUCAUCACACUCCGAUGAUUUCGGAUUGAGAUGCACUUGGACUCUCGAUUUUUUUUUAGCGUUGACUUGAAUACCAAAGCGUUCUGUUUGCAAGCGCCCUGGUUUUUUUUUUUUGUGAAGAGGUUUGAGUGUUCCGUUUUUUCCCCCUGUUGCUCGUUUUUUUGUGCUUUUAUUUGGAACGCGUGAGCUUCUAUUUUUAUACGAGCUUCGUUCAUCUGUCUCCCGCGUUUUCAUCGCCAGCGUCUUUGAGUGCAUUCCAUUUUUUGGCGAAUAGCGCUGGCGACAAAAUUUUCAUUCGCCUGAAACGAGGGUUUUUUCCUCGUUUUGCAAUCAGCUUUUUUGCUCUUCGACAUGGAGAGAAAACUCUCCUGAUAAUGAAUGAAAUGUUUUUGUUUAAAUGUGUGUGUGCGAUGAUGAUGAUGCGCGUUUCUCUUCUGUUGCGAUCCUUGGCUUGUCCACAUUUUUGUCGAGCUGAUCAAAACUCAUCUCUUGAUGUUGAUUUUUGGAUGCUAAAGAGUAAGGCUUUACGUGUUUUUUGUUUGUUUGUUUUUGGUUUGGCUCGUCCAAGCAUUUAAUUGCAAAGAAAAAGUGUCGCUGAUGUUCAUGGAGGCGCGAUUUUCAUCUUGACCUCUGGGCAAAAGAUCUUUUUGGUCACAAGGGUGAAAAUCCUGGUGUGGAGUUGAAUUUUCGGAAGCUGGUUUGCCAAGUGGUAGGAACAAGUACUGUUGUUAGUUGAAAAGUACUUAGAUAGACAAUGAAAUCAGCGGCAAUUAAUUGCUUGGAAGAGAAACGAUGAUGUCCAUCUGUGCAAAAACUGAGCUGAAAAUUGGUGAUUGACUCGACACGAGUGAAUACCUUUGUGCAGUGUUGAAGUAUUUUGGUUUUGUUCUGUUCUGGAUUUUACUCCCGCUCAUAAUUUAUUCGAACUUGGCCCCGGUAUUGAUGAAAUUCUGGAAUCUCUGUUUUUGUCUUGGAUGAUAAGAACUGUUGGAAGGAAGAAUUUGUUUAGUACAAAUACCCAGCAAACUUUCCAUAGGCUGAUGAGCAAAAACAGAAGCUUGUCCCUUUUUAUUUCCUAGCUUCUGAGCAGGUUCUCUGAUGACGUUUUGUGGAAUGAUCGCGGAAAGCCAAAAUGGAUCUCUUGAAAGCGUUUUUUUUUUUUUUAAUUCGUAUUAAAGAUUUGAACCUGCUUUGAGAAAGACGACCCCAUGUUUCUGGAUGGGGAAUUAAGGUUCAGUGCAAGGAUUUUAUCAUCGAAUGCCCUCCUAUUAGAGAUGAGUGUAUCAUAUGUGUUUAAGCAUCCGAGAAGACAAACUUCGUGACGCCAAGAGGGGAGAGAAGUUGUUUUAUGGGCAAGUGAUGUGACUGUUGGGUGUCUCAAUUCUGUUCAGAGAAAAGAAGUUUUUUUGGACUUCGA